UUCGUAACUGUUAAAAAAUAGAACUGAAUACAGACAACAUGGCAAGCCGUUUUGCUUUCCUGCUCAUUUUAGCAGUUAUACAAAUAGACGUUUCUUUAUCGUUUAUGGCAGGGUUAUAUUGUGGACUUGAUAACUGUUACGAGAUUUUGGGUGUGACAAGAGAUGCUACCAAGACUGAAAUCACAAAGGGCUACAGAAAAUUGGCAAGGAAAUGGCAUCCAGACAUGCACAAGACAGAAAAAGAAGCAGCUACAGAGAAGUUUAGAGAAAUAGGAAAUGCAUACGAAAUUCUUAAAGAUGAGGAGCAAAGAACUGAUUAUGAUUACAUGUUGGAUCAUCCAGAUGAGUUCUUUGCAAAUUACUAUAAUUAUUACAAGAGAAGAUAUGCUCCAAAAGUAGACCCUAGGAUAGUUAUUGGUGUAACAAUUACAAUUAUAUCACUUGUACAGUACUGGGGAGCUUGGAAUAAUUACAACAGUGCCCUGGACUAUGCUUGUAAGGAAGCAAAAUACAGACAUAGGGCAAUGGACAUUGCUCAAUCAGAGGGGCUCCUAACAGGAGGAAAGAAUAACAGGAAAAAAGAUAAAAGAUCAAAGGAAGAAAUUAAAUCUGAAGAAGAAGCUGUCAUAAGAAGUGUAAUAGAAGAUAAAAUUCAUAUACAUGGAGGUUAUGGCAAGCCAACAGUAUAUGAUAUAUUAUGGGUACAGAUUGUAUUUUUACCGUAUUACUUAGUACUAUAUAUAACAUGGUGGUGCAGAUGGAUUUGGAAAUUUACCAUUUGUAGGAAUGAAUAUGGUGAAGAAGAGAAAUUACAUUUAAUUAGAAAAUUUAUGAAAUUAGCAACUGCUCAAUUUGAUGCUUUAGAAGAGCAUGAGCGAGAAGAAUUUUUACGGAAAGAGUUAUGGAAAAAAGAUAAUUUUACUGUUUGGAAGGAGAACAAAGAAGCAGAACAAAAGGCAAAAUUAGCAGAAAGUGGACGUUAUAAAAGUUACAGAAGAUAUAUGAAGUCUGGUGGUCCAGGUCAGAUGACCUUUGGCCCAGAAUAAUAUCAAAGAUCUGAAUAGCAUUUUUUUUUUUAUUUAUUCUAUUGGUGCAGAAGUUUUUUUUUUAACCAAGUUAUGUUGCAAUAUUUAAGUCAUACAAUCAGGCAAACACAAAAGAAAAAAUGAUUUCUCUAUAUCAGCUUUUCCAUUAUGAUAUCAUAUACAAUGUUUAUUUUGUAACCAACAAAAAUAUUGACCCUAAUGAGAGUUACAAAUACAGAUUCAAUGAGGUUGAAUUAUUCACUUGCAAGUGAAUAAUUCAUCAUCAAUGUUUUUUUGACUUGUUUAGAAAAAAAAUAUAUAUUUCACUUUUUCACUUUCAUUCAUGAUUGAACCAAAAAAAAUUAUAUUUUACAUAUUUUAGGUUUUUUAUAUAUCUCAUAGCUAGUGCCCCUUUAAGGCCAUACAGAUAGUUUGAUAUAGAUUCACUGCCAGAUAGAAGUUUUUGGAAUAAACAAAUAGAACCUUUAAAGAGAUUAUUAUUUAAAUAUGAGUCUUUUUUCUUGUAUUAGCUAUCAAAGUCUCAGUUGAAAAAUGUACUUAUAUUUGCCUGAUUUUAGGGACUUCCUCUAUAGUAGAAUCAAACAGAGUAGGUUGAAUGUUUGUUUAUUUGUGUAUUUUAAGGGGCAGUUGGUAUUUUUGUAUUGUUUUAAAUGUGGGUGAAAGUUUAUUAAUUUGUGUUUAAAUGUUUAAUGAGUUGUAUUGUAUUCAAAUAUAUAAUGACAUCUUUUCUCUAUGACCUUAACAGCAUUGUAAUUUAAAGCUUAUUUUAUAGAGUGUUACUGUAAAUUCCGUAAUUAUUGCAUACAUUUAAUUUGGAUUUUUUUUAACUAUUGACAAAAAUGCAAGAUUAGUUAUUAUGAUUUAAGGAAAUUAUGCAUACAUUUACAUAAUUGAUUAUCAGAUAUAAAAUUUAGAGUUCUUACAGUUGUUAUACUUGCUCAAGCAGGGGAGGGGUUUCCUUAUUGGUAAAAGCCUGGCACUAUUUUUUGAAUUUACAGUAAACAAUUAUUCAGAAGUUAUACUCAUAAUAAUUAAAUGAAUAACUUGUCCCAUUGUUUCCUUUGAUAUCAUGUGCAAUGUUUUAAAAUUUUUGUUAGUAACCUGUUAGUUUGAAAUAUUAUCUGUGUUAAACAUAUUUGUUAUUUCAUGUUAUGUUAUCUGAAAUUUGUUGCAUGUUUUUGAUCUAUUUUGUUUAAUGUUAUUACAGGUUACAAUACUUGUAAGAAUUCUUAAUUACUUUAUAUUAAUCAUGUUAAUCUGUAAAUUUACUGUAAAAAGUGGAUACUUUGAAUUCUGUCUUUUUAUAUGAGUUAAGUUUUACCCUCCAACUCUGAAUCAUUCUUUUGUCAAUUGUUUUAUAAUAUAUCUUUUCCAAAUUUUUUUUCAAUUUUUUUUUUUCAAGAACUUGACAAUUUAAGAAAUAAUUUAAAAUAUCAAAGGAACUACAAACAUUAUAAAUUUAAUUUGUUUUUCUCUCUCAAAAUCAGAUAUGAAUAACAUAACUAUAAAGAACAUGAUUGAAUAAAAAAGAGUUUGAGAACAAAAUUGGAAAAGGAAGGAUUAUUUAUACUUGUAUAUACAUGUAUAUCAGACAAAUGAAAUUCUCCUUUUCUAAGAUUUUAAUUAAAUACAAGUUUUGUUGCUUUGCUUUAAAAAUUAUAUGGUGUCUGUUUUGUAAACUUUAGUAGUAGGGUAGAUUUCUUACUAAUUUUUAGUUCAUGUUUAUUCAAUACAAAACCAUAAAUGAAUAAUGCUCAAAAUAAUAAGAUAUUCAGAAAUUAAGCUAGUCAUCAGUAUAUAGUUUUAUUAUGCACUAUCUGAGAAAUCUGACAUUAUCAUUGAAUACUAACAACACAUAUGACACUUUGACAAAAUCUUUUAUGUGAAUGAAAAAUUACUUCAAACUCUCUGUGAUGGUAGUUUUAUAAAAGUUGAAGGUUAAAAUCUACUUCACUACGCAAUGCAGGAUUAUACAUGUUAACAUAUAAUUGUUGUGAAUAUUUACAAAUUUACCCUACAAGCAAUCAAACUGUGUAAUAUAAACAUUAAUAAUGCUUCUUGGUUAAGAAUUGGAAAGUUUCUUUUGAUUAAAAAAUGAAAAGAACAUAGUUAUCUAAGAGUUUUAUUGACUUUGGAGGAGUAAUUAUUUUUGGUUAUAGAUCUGUGUUGUGUAUAUUUAAAGGCAAAAGUACUUCAGGUUUUAACUGUGCAACCCUUUAGUAUUGUGAAGGAUCAUUAUAUAUACUAUUACAUUGGUUCAACUAAUAUUUAGAGAUUUUCCAUAUAAAUUGAUAUGGAAUGAUUGAAAAUAUUCCCAGAUUUGAGGAACUUUUCAUUUCUGUUUGCAUGUACUCGAACACUUCUGGUCAGAUUUGAAUAAUUAACAGUUUUUGAAUUGAAUACAUGAUUAAGACUCAUCGAACAAAAACCUAAUUUUGAAUAAUUGAAGUUGUUUAUUAACUCUAUUAAUAUUAUUUUACCAGACAAUUAAUUAAACUUGAAUGUUUUUCCAAUUUGAUUUUCCAUACAUAUAUGAAAACAAGAUAACCCUCAUAAACAUAGGUUCAUGUAUUGCCAUUUUUUUAUGUAAAUAGUUUGUUAUUUAUUAAUCCUUCAAUCAGUUUUUGAAUAGGUAAAUGUGCAUAGUACUAUUAUUGUAUCACAAAUGCUGAAAAUAACAUAAUUGUUUGUAGUAAAAAAAUUAACAUAUGUUUUUUGAGACAAAGAUUUACCAAAGACGUAAUGUACUUAAAUUGGUAUUUAUGGGUAAAAUGAACUAAAUAAAGUACUGUCAAAUAUACAAAAACAGCCUUAGUUAAAAGAAUGCAACAUUUAUGAAAUAAUGAACUGUACUUCUGAAUUGAAGUUCUAUGAGAGUCAUGUGUUAAGGGUUGGAUUAUAGUUAUUUGUGAUAUGUACUUAUAUGCUGUGUAUUUGUCUUGUACCUCAUGAUAUUGUUGAUAAUCAAUGUGCGAUAAUUGCUGUAAAUUUCAUAAUGUAUAUCAAAAUAUGUUGAUUACUAGUAUUUUGUUGUCUUCAACCAUGUCAGAUUGAGUUAUAUGAAACUAAGCAAGAAUUCUGUCAUUUUUAUGUCAUUGUGGUUAUAAAACAGUAAAGCCCUAGCACUUAUUUUGUGUAAUCAAACCAUCACUUAUGAAGUAAUAAUUGUAUGCAGAAUCAAUCUCAUUGAGAUGACCAGCGAUAAUCUAUAAUUACAUUUUGAAAUUUGUCAUAUCUGUAUUUAUUUUUGGAUUUGUGUCUAACAUUAGUGCUAUAAUUGCAUAUAAACUUGCUUUAAAAUUUGUUUCAAAACUGCCAAAAUAAACUGUUUGAUAUAUAUUGUAAUCAAUAUGGAAAAUAGUCAAGAUAUCACCUUAAAGAUGUUUUGCUAUAAUGAGAAAAUUUGUACAAAGAUUUUUAUAAGGGUAACUUUUAUUUUGAUGUAAGGCCUUGGCUGACUGUUUAUGUUUAAAAUGACCAUUUUAUAUCAAAUAUUUAAUAGUGGCUGAUUGUGUCGAGACUAAAU
Mytilus trossulus (common blue mussel) is the source of this 4572-nucleotide messenger RNA. Its product is annotated as dnaJ homolog subfamily C member 25 homolog. Gene Ontology annotation, biological process: protein folding. The record is from RefSeq and is a predicted model, not a curated record. Lineage: Eukaryota; Metazoa; Mollusca; Bivalvia; Mytilida; Mytilidae. Gene Ontology annotation, cellular component: endoplasmic reticulum membrane. Bases 39 to 1046 code for a protein of 335 amino acids. The transcript has 11 exons.